UGUGUGCGCUGUACCAUCCCCACCCCUCGUUCACGAGUAUAAAAUGUUGUAACCCCCGACGCGCUCUUUUUUUUAGCUGCAUGGUCCGUUUAAGAAGUAAUGAUGUUGGUGGUGUAUGUGUCAGUGCUACUAGUGCUGUUUGCCAGCAUAGUGAGCACUCAGAGUGGUCAAGGCCCGUAUGAAAUGGAAGUUUGGAAUAAAGAUGAUCAACCAUUAUGGGAACAACUGUCCACACUGCAGGAGGAGAUGGAGAGCCUGAGACGUGAACAAGCCAUAUUAAAACAUAAACAAAAGGCCUUAGACCAAAUGCUGAUCAUCGAUGAGAAUGUGACCUCGUUGAAACAAAGUGGCCGUCCUCAGCUUUUCUCUCCGCCGCACCUUUGGCUGAAUGAGGGGGAUGAAGAUGAUGAAGGUGACGGCAUCCCCAACUAUGACCCUUGCUUCCGCUACAGCAUAUUGGACCAGGCCUGGAGGGCCACCAACUACACAACCAAGAGCGUUAAGUGUGAUCGCCAGGUGAGGUGGCAGGGCUGGUAUCGCCUCUACUACCGGGGAAAGAGCAUCCAGAUGCCCGAGAAGUGCAUCCCGGAGAACCAUUGCGGCACCCAUUCACCGCUCUGGCUCACCCAACCGCACCCAAAUAUACGCGACGGCGUCGUCACUCGAAAGAUGUGCGGGAACUGGAAGAAAAAGUGCUGUGCUUUCCAAUCCAACCCUAUCCAGGUCAAAGCCUGCCGCGGUAACUAUUACGUCUACAGACUCGUCAGACCGACUGCGUGUCAUCUGGCUUACUGCGCAGAUGUUAACACUCUUGUGUGUGGAAGAUGCAGCAGUAACCAAUAUUGUACGAGCAGAGACAGGAUUACUUACAGAUGCGCGGCCAGGAAGAAGAAAAUUAAAAAGCAAGUCAUUCACUUCUUUGCUUCGUACCCGGGGAGCCUCAAGGGAAAGGUGAACCGCAUCAGAUUCAGCAAAGUUCUUGUUAAUGUGGGUGCGGGCUUCAACAAACAAACUGGUGUGUUUCGAGCCCCUGUCUCCGGCGUCUACCAGUUUUAUUUCUCUAGCCAGUCCGGAGGAAGCGGCGGCAAUGCAACCAACUUGUGGCUGGUUAUUAAUGGCUACUGGGUCUCUGUGUCACGUUCAGAUGUCAAAACCUCUGCCUCCAUCGGAAGUCUUAGCACAUACAUGACGACCCUCCGCAAAGGUGCCCAGGUUUAUGUGACUCACGUCACUGGUCAGUCCUGGGCAGACUCUGCAUCUAAUACCAUCACAUUUGGUGGUUCUUUGCUGAUGCAGCGGAGAUUAAAAUAAAGCACAAUUGUCUUGCAUUAAAACUAUUUUCUAUAUUAGGCUAAAUCUUACCUGUAAGGUGGACACAACAUGCGAGUGCAUCUAGAAAAACCCAGCACGCAAGUUUUUGUUGUCUCCAAUGCAUCUGUCCUCAAUGUGUGUAUAUUUUGUCUAUGCUAUUUUGUGUUUCAUUUGAUGCUAUUUUAUUAU
Alosa sapidissima (American shad) is the source of this 1500-nucleotide messenger RNA. RefSeq lists its product as uncharacterized. The record is from RefSeq and is a predicted model, not a curated record. Gene Ontology annotation, molecular function: protein binding. NCBI's taxonomy places the organism in Eukaryota, Metazoa, Chordata, Actinopteri, Clupeiformes, Clupeidae. The coding region runs from base 100 to 1311 and encodes 403 amino acids. The transcript is spliced from 8 exons.